GGCAUUGGAUGCAGUUGUGUUCACCAUCUCAGUUCUUCGCGUUGAGCAUUGUUGAUAACGGUUGACCGGGUCUUCAUGGCUUCUCGUGCCGGUGUAUUAUCAAUCUAAAAUGAUUACUUUUUAUAUCGUGAGUGGUUCGUGGUCGAAAGUGAUUGUGUAAAGUAACAUCGUAGAACCUAUAUAAAGAACUGGCAUAGUACCGAAGUAAAAUUGAAUUCCUUUUCUAAUUUGCGUUCAGAUCAUGUGUGCGGUACAUACGGAUAUGCAUGAUUGUUUUGCCGCGUAAUUUAGCGUUGUGAAAAAAAGGGGGAAAAGGUGAGGAAUGGAAUGCGUUGGGAUAGCGUAAGAUACACCAGCUUAAUUGCUUCCCUCAACUACUGAAAGCACCUAAAACGCUAGGAUUUAACCGCGUAUAUGUUUUUAUUCAUUUCGCAUUAUGACAGACACCGAUUACUGUUGUAUAUGCGCAAGCGACGAGGGAGUUUUCUUGGAUAUAUUUACUGCAACUGGUCGCCAGUUAGGAAACAGAUCCUUCACCAGGGAAUUUGAAAAGUGCCUCUCUUUUAAGGUCAACAGAGAUGAAGCCCUAUCAUCAAAGAUUUGUCAUAAAUGUGCCAUUGAAUUAGGAGAAUGUUAUCGGUUUGUUGAACAGCACCAUAGAGCACAUGACAAAGUAACAAAGCUGAAGAAAGAAUUUUCCAAGAAAUGUUGCUGUUUGUGCUAUUCCGCUUCUCCCAAAGAGUAUCUCUUUCCACUAGCCAGAGACUUUCAUUCAACGAUUGAUCUUCUUCAAAAGAUACGUGAAUGUUUUCAUGAACAGAUUAGCAAAAAAGAAGCCAAAAAAAGAUCAGUAUGUCUUCUAUGCCUCUAUCAUUUGGAUAUGCUAUAUGAUCUAAGGAUACUUGCUCACUGUGUUGCAUCCAAAUUGCAGCAAAUUACAGAGAGAAAAUCCGGAGUGGAGAAUCUACCAAAGACAGAAACAUUUGUAGUCAGUCGCAAAACAACUUGCCUCUACAAAACAAAGGUUGAAUUUCCUGAAUCUCCUUCUGAUACGGAUAGUGUAGACAGAACAAUGGCUUGCCGAAGACUUCGCUCUAAGGAAAUGAGUGACCAGAAGCCUUCUGUAGAAUCAAAGCUCCGUAAAUGUGGGCAGUGUCAUAGUUCAAUUGAAGCUGGGAUUGAUAUGUUCCGAUUGUAUACGACAGGCAAAAUCGUGUGUAAAUUGUGCUGGAUAACAACAGAUCCAUUUACAGCAGAUGAAACUACGAAGCGCAAGCAAGUGGCUCAAAGGAAACCCAAGGGCACUAAGUUGUGCGCAGUGUUUCUAAAAGAUGUUCUACAACAUCCGGGGAUUCCAAAAACUGAUAAAGCUCAUAGAAUUACAAGUGUUCGCAAAGGCAUAAUUUACAUUUCUAGCAGUUCGGAAAAUGAGGAAGAAUCUAACAUUGAAAAAGCAGAAACUAAUGCACCUAUGCGGUUACGUGGAAAAAAAAAUACAUCCUAUAAUAAGUCAAACACAAAUUUAAAAAAACAAUUGAAACGGAGUCAUGAGAAUCUGAACAGUAUCUGUGGACCCAACCAAAAAAAGAUAAAAAUUAAUAAUUCAAACAUUGCUGAAACUCCAGUUCCAAGACGAAGUGCUCGCAAUCAAGGCUUCGAUUCAGAUAAUGAGAUUGCAAAACGCAAGGAAAAAAAUGUUCCGAACGGAAAACACAAAAUGGCAAGUGAGGUAAAAAGUUUUAAGCAGUCCGAGACUAGUAUCGAUUCUGGGGACCAGCGUGCGAUGUCAAUUACUAAACACCGAAAGCGAGGGAGUUCUGCUGGUACGUCUAAGAGUGUGGAUCAUUUUUCAGACAGUGGUAGAGAGCAGAGAAAAAUACGUCAGGUCCGCAACAAAGUUCCGUUGAUUUCACAACGCAAAGUGACUGACAAAGUAAAAACACAAAAACGCAUGGCGCCGAAAGUUAUAACUAGCAUUGAUUUAAAACAGCAGAAAACGAGUGCACGGUUGAAGAACUUAGGUGUCAAAUCUAUAACCAAAAGCUCAUCAGCCAAAACAUUAGCGUCCUCUAAGGACGCUAAGAAAUUAAUUAUUCCGCCAGUUAAUUAUCCUUCUAACACAAAAUCGUACAAAUGCAAAAUGUGCAAUACGGUAUACAAAAAUAAAAUUAUUGGAAUGAAGCACGAAUUGACACACUUCAAGGGUGUCGAAAUUAAAAUAGAAAAGUUGCAACGCGAUCAGCAUUUUCGGGUGCCUAAUGAAUAUUCCCCAGCAAGUAGCAUCAUUCAAGAGUCCACUUUGGCGGAAGAAAUAAAUUUGCAUCCUGAUGUACCGUCUACAGAUAUUCGUAGCGAGCCUCAUGCGGAUCAAAACAACGAAUUACAAACUCUAAAAAGUACUCCACAAUCUAAAAAAUCUGUAGAGGUACAGGGGGAGGUGGAAUCUGUCGAUUUCGACCCUAUUCAAAAAACAGAUGUCAAUACCAGCCCAUCGAAGGAAUCCUUUGAAGAUCAACCGGUUUCAGAUGAUAUCGUUUUAAUGACAAAUGCAUCAACAAACGGACCUGCGGAUAAACUUGUGUCACAAGAACCUUCUGGAAUCGUCAGUCAAGAAAAAAUUGAAAAGUCGCCGGAUGAGAAGAAACACACAGACACCGAACCUGAGUCGACAAGUGAAUCAAACUCCAUUGCCGUCAAUGAUAAUGUGCAAGUUUUGAAUGAAACUAAUGACCGAAAUACUGAUGAAGCUGAUGAGCCUGUUGGUGAUAUCGAAGAUGAAAAUCUGAUGUCUCAAAGUAAUGAAGCAGAGGCAGUAGUAGUCCAGUCUGCAGAAAAUACUAGAACUGAUGGAGAUUCUGGUGACGAAUUAGAAAGUGAUACAGAUAUUCGAAUUGUGGAUACAGAAAGUUCAACAGAAGAUAGUGGUGAGCGAUUGGAAAAGCAGCAGAUCACAGCAGACGCAAAUGACUUUUUCACACCAAUUAUCACGGAUUCUGUAGUUGAAGAACCAACUGAAGAGCCGAUGGAAAUCAGUGAGGAUAAGGAAAUUUCUGAAGAAAUAUCAAGUACAAAUGGAACCUCGCAAACUAGUUCAGACGUCAAUCUCAUUUCAACAACCAAGUUUAAUGUGGAAAAGACUGACGAGGUACCAAAAAAUGGAGAAUUGCACUCCGAAGCAACAAAGUUAAACAAUACUCCUGAAUCCUUGAUAUUUGCGGUGAAAGCAGUAGAUCAGGACAAGUCAACAUCUGUAGUUACCGAAAUAUUACAAGAAGUCAUCGACCUUGCGACCGCUGAGGUUCAAAAAAGAGCAGAGAACAAUAUAAUUGCUAUUCCUGAAACUUUGGAGAACAUUUCAAAAGAAAUAACAGCUAUGGCCGGCAAAUCCGCGGACAUAGAGACGUCUUGCGGCAAUUUUGGUACAUAAGAAGAGAUCUUGAUAUUCCGAACGUGGAACAUUUGGAGUAAAUUCACACUUCCCGAUAAUAUCUUUGCUGACCGCUGUUGGUCUGGAAUCUAACUCGUAGGAUGUCCUUGCUGACGGUUAGAAUCAUCCAAUUUACCAAAAUUUUUAAUUGUCAGUUGUUCAAAAGGAGAUAGAAGGUAUGGUAAAAAAAUGUUUCGAAAACUUCGGUCCGAGCGAUCCAAUAAUGAGUGCAAUAAGUGCUAACGAAUCGAUGUAUGCACGAUAAAGACUUUACUCGAACUCUCGGGAUCGGAAUCCGAUACGUCAGGUAUUUGUUUCAAUUCUAAAUUUAUACAUUCGUAUUUCUCAAUAUAAUUUCAUAACCGAUCGAGUCAGCACAGAGUUGUGCCGCAAAAAUGGAGAGGUAAGUAAAUGGCAGUGUACUAACAUUAUCCAGAAUACCAUAUUAUGCAUCAAAAGAUGCUAGGUAAUACCGAUCAUACAUGCAAACUACUAUUCAGAUUAGCGCAUGAUUAUAUCAUCGGAGAUUGUUGACGAUACAAUGAAACGUUAAAUUUGUGAGAGAUUCAUAUAUAUUGGCAAUAAUGUUUUGUUUCUAAAUUUUUCCCAUCUCAUUUAUGCUUCAAUGCGACACCAUACUCACCUGUAAUAUAUAACUAUCUAUUUUUAGUUAAAAAUAAGAAAGCAGUACGAGUAUGUGUAUAAAUAUAAAUACUAAUAUUGAUUAAAUACCUUUUACUUCAACGUGUGAAAUAUUUCUAUUGUGUGGUAGUGAAUAUAAGUUUCCAGCUGCGAGCAGAGUCAUUCGUUUACUCAUUAUUAGUUAUUUGUUCUUUUACCAUCAUAGUUCAAUUUGCCUGGCAAUUCUCCUCAUAUCAUUGCAAAAAAACGUUUUAGUUUUCUCUCAUAUAAUCCGGAUUGACAGUAGUAUCGUAGGCUACGAAAUCCUCAGAGAGAACUCUAAUGAUCGGUGCCAGGCUUUGAAUAAUUUCGCUUCUAUCUGACGUAGACUUUGUAUUUAUGUCAUUAUCACAGGACUGGCUUUCGGAUACGCUGAAUUCGCCAGAAUUGUCUCCUGCAACUACUACUUUCUUAUUUUAUUUUAACGACUAUAAUAAAACUUUAUUACUUGA
Molecule: messenger RNA, 4560 nt
Organism: Athalia rosae (coleseed sawfly)
Lineage: Eukaryota; Metazoa; Arthropoda; Insecta; Hymenoptera; Athaliidae
Exons: 4
Coding region: 437-3427 (996 amino acids)
Cellular component (GO): nucleus
Molecular function (GO): zinc ion binding
Source: RefSeq, a predicted model, not a curated record